AUGCCAACCCAGGUCCACGCCAUUGUAGCGAAGGCUCUACUUGAGGGCGCACCUCAAAUGGGCACGGGAGGAGUGGUGUGGAAUAAUGGUACACAGGACAAAUUCCCCAAUCAAUUCGCUGCCAAGGUUACGGAUACAGAUGAAGACCGCGUGGAAUAUCUCGAGAUGAGCUUCUUCUACCAUAUGAAUUGCCCAAAUACUCCCCUUCGCCUACAACUAUCAUAUCCAGAAGUUAUCUUACGUCUGAAGGGUGUACCGUCAGAAUUUCAUGUCCAAGCAAAUUGUACGAUGAAGACUCCGCUCAUAGGCAAGAGCGUACUGCAAGAGAAGCGGAAGGAAGAAGUGCCAAGGCCAUUCAGACCUAUUCUUCAACCUUUCCCAGCUUGUGCCUCAUAUCCGAGUGAAAAAAGCCGGCCAAUCGAGGACAUUGGCACGUAUUCAAGCACCUUCGAAACCUCCCUACAUUACUCCACCAGAUAUGACCAGUGGAUAGGAAGCUCACAAAGGAAAAAGCCAAAAGUGCAAGCGUGGACUUGUCCAGUCUCGACAAUAUUCAAAUCCAGCCUACGAGAUCACGAGCAUAACAACAAUAACCAACCAAGAAGUCCGGGAUCUGCUCAUCAGCGUUUCUCAAGAGACUACUACAGAUUCGCUCCGACGAAAAUUACCAAGGAGACCACGGGCAAGAAGCCGUACAAGAAGGAGAUGAAGGCUACAUACACAUUUCCUUCCACCCACGCAUACUCUGGAAUGAGCAAAGCUCAACUCAUAGACGAGCUGAAGCGAAAACAGGCCGCUAGGAGAGACGUUAAGGUUCAUACAUGGCAUACUAAAGAUGCCAUGAUGUGUGCCCUUCUGAAGGACGACGGUGUCGAUGUGCCUGUUGUGUUGAGUGCUCGACCAUCAAAACGAGUCAACGAUGAGGCUGGGGCAGAAGAUGAUGGCUUAGAUGGGGAUGAGGAGAUGCAGGAUGCGGAUUACGAGAGCGAGGCAGGAGAUGGGGACGAGGAGAUGCAAGAUGCCGUUUAG
Mollisia scopiformis is the source of this 1029-nucleotide messenger RNA. RefSeq lists its product as uncharacterized. The transcript has 4 exons. The record is from RefSeq and is a predicted model, not a curated record. Bases 1 to 1029 code for a protein of 342 amino acids. NCBI's taxonomy places the organism in Eukaryota, Fungi, Ascomycota, Leotiomycetes, Helotiales, Mollisiaceae.